Prosopis cineraria is the source of this 1889-nucleotide messenger RNA. RefSeq names its product mitochondrial arginine transporter BAC2-like. Lineage: Eukaryota; Viridiplantae; Streptophyta; Magnoliopsida; Fabales; Fabaceae. Gene Ontology annotation, biological process: transmembrane transport. Gene Ontology annotation, molecular function: transmembrane transporter activity. The transcript is spliced from 2 exons. Bases 770 to 1684 code for a protein of 304 amino acids. The record is from RefSeq and is a predicted model, not a curated record.
AACAAAACUGCAAUUUGCGGCCUUCCCCAAACAAAAGCCACACCUCUCAUCAGUCUUCUUUCCCAACCCCGAGACCUGAGCAAGAGCUUCUCGUCUUCCUCCUUCACCAUCCACAAAUGAAUUCCCAAUCACCUUCUCGCCUGCUUUACGCUUUUGUUUUUAAUUACUCAACUUGAUACCCACUAGGCUGAACGCAGCAACGCACCCAUCCAUAAGGCCGUGAAUCACAAGCCGAAACCAGUAACUCAAUUAUUGCUCCACGUGUCGCCCUCGCAUUGCUCCUCAUGAAUGUAGAGGUCGGCAUUUCCCCCUUUUUCUCCUUCCUCGCACUCCCAACAAAAAUAUAAGCCAACGGUGGCCCCUGAUUCGGCCUAUCAUCGAGAAACCAAGGUUGCGGUUCUCUUCUUUGUUCUCUUCUCUCUCUCUCUCUGUCUCGGGAAAAAAGGGGUUCGUGUAAGUAUCUGACUAUCUGGAUCUGGAACAAAGGCCACAAUACUAGAGGCUUUUAAUUUUUGAUGGUUUCAAGAACAAAAUAAACGAUUUGAGUGGAUCCCAAGAAAGCGGGAGAAAAAUUGCUCCUUUUGCUUGUUUUCCUUUCAAGAUUUGCAGAGCAGAGAAGAAGAACCCAGAAAGAACAUCAACAAGUCCGUUAGUAAAAAGCUAUUUGAUCCGUGCAAGCAACAGGCAAAAAGAGUUUUAACUUUUGGGGACUUCUGUGCUCGCACGAUAAGUGGGUUGGGGUAGUUUGAGGAAUGAAAGAGAGGAGAUAAUGGAUUUCUGGCCAGAAUUUCUUGCGAGCAGCUGGGGCAGAGAGUUCGUCGCCGGAGGCUUUGGAGGCAUCGCCGGAAUAGUCUCUGGCUACCCUCUCGACACCCUUCGUAUCCGUCAACAGAGCUCCAACAAAGGCUCUGCUUUCAGCAUUCUCAGACAUGUGGUGGCUAGAGAAGGACCAUCUGCUUUGUACAGAGGCAUGACCGCUCCGUUAGCCUCUGUCACUUUUCAGAAUGCCAUGGUAUUUCAAAUCUACGCAAUUUUCUCUAAAGCAUGUGACUCAUCAGUCUCAGCCACCGACCCACCGUCGUACAAGGGCGUCGCUCUGGGAGGAUUCACUACCGGCGCCGUCCAAAGCCUCCUCCUUUCCCCAGUAGAACUGGUCAAAAUUCGGCUUCAGCUCCAAAACACAGGCAAACUCACGGAAUCUCACAAGGGUCCCUCACAAGUAGCCAAGACCAUCUGGAAGAAAGAAGGUCUCAAGGGAAUUUACAGAGGCCUCAGCGUCACCGUGCUCAGAGACGCACCUUCUCACAGUUUCUACUUCUGGACCUACGAGUACAUGAGAGAACAGCUUCACCCUGGUUGCAGAAAAAGUGGCCAAGAAACCUUGAACACCAUGCUAAUUGCAGGGGGUCUGGCUGGAGUGGCGAGCUGGGUCUGCUGCUAUCCUUUGGAUGUUAUAAAGACGAGGCUUCAAUCUCAAACCCCAUCUUCUGUGAAGUACAGAGGCAUCUUUGAUUGUCUCAGAAAGAGUGUGAAAGAAGAAGGAUACGCAGUGUUAUGGCGAGGUUUGGGAACUGCUGUGGCUAGAGCUUUUGUGGUGAAUGGGGCUAUAUUCUCUGCUUAUGAGAUUGCUCUGAGGUGUUUGUUUAACAAUGGAAGUAGUAUUCAAGUGGAAGAAACUAUCUGAUGAGGAUAAUGAAUGAAUUGUUCUUAUAGACCCCAGAAAUUGGAAAGAAAGGAAGUGAUUGUGGGGUCAACAAUAGGUGUGGUGUUCUGAAUCUGAUAAACAUUGAAGUUUGGCUUUGACAUUCAUUACUUGAUGAUGUAAUUGCCAAAUAUAUCAAUCUUUUUAUCAAGCAAAUAAAGAUGAAAAAAAUUUUAAUCUUCUUUUC